Molecule: messenger RNA, 558 nt
Organism: Gaeumannomyces tritici R3-111a-1
Lineage: Eukaryota; Fungi; Ascomycota; Sordariomycetes; Magnaporthales; Magnaporthaceae
Exons: 1
Coding region: 1-438 (145 amino acids)
Source: RefSeq, a predicted model, not a curated record
AUGAUAAAAAAAACCUACGACAAGCAAAACCACAUCCUCUGCCUCAUCAUCCGGCAGCGCUUCACUGUCUGGUUCCUCCCUUUUUACAGCGCAAACGUGCGCCUCGUGACCGAGGUUCACCUGGCGCAGCAGACCCCAUCCAACGUGGGAGCGGCGUCGGGGCCGCUGCAUGAACAAGGAGCUCAGCAAGGGCAGAAGGAGGGGGAAAAAGACAGUGGGGCCCGGGACACAGCCGUCGCGAGGCCGCGGUACAUGAUCGCCAAGCAGGAGGACCACUACCAGGUCAACGAGUACCUCCGCUUCGUCGUCCCUGUCCUGGGCCCCUUGGUCUGGACAGCUUGGCAGCUAAUAAGCUCCCUGAUAUGCGUACUCUUGACAAUGCCGCUUUUUGUGCUCGACCGAGCAUCCAAAGGGAAGCAUGUGUUACCGGGAGCAUAGCCAUGCAGGGAAGCUCGGUCUGGAGCCCGGAUAGAUGCUGUAGUGCUCACAGGACGCCACAGUCAAUCUUCAAAUUCGGUAGCACAUCGAUAUUCUUCGCAAGUCAAUUUUAAAGCCAAU